Messenger RNA from Aedes albopictus (Asian tiger mosquito), 2786 nucleotides. It is a transcript of the gene Sol1, whose product is annotated as cubilin. The transcript has 9 exons. Gene Ontology annotation, cellular component: plasma membrane. Bases 362 to 1720 code for a protein of 452 amino acids. Lineage: Eukaryota; Metazoa; Arthropoda; Insecta; Diptera; Culicidae. The record is from RefSeq and is a predicted model, not a curated record.
CAACGCGUUCAGUCUUUGGUCGACGGUUGGCGCGAUCGGUUGCUCUUUAGACUCUAAUCUGAAGUGGUCAGACGGAACUUUGCCAAGUUUUUGGCGCGCGCGAUUCGGUGUUGUGAUUCUGUGAUUUUCCGAGCAUCGAAAGGAUACAAUUGCUGCAGUGCACACGCAUUUUAGGACCGGAGAGAUCAUGCUUAUUGACGCCGAGUGAUGACCCGACGCGACGGGAGGCGGCAAGCGAUGAAGUGAAGUGAGUGUUGUUUGCGCUCUAAAGUGCAUUCGCAUUAUUGGUGGGGUGCGAAAUCAACGAUCCGAAAAGUUUCGGGAAAAUCAUCCAGAGGAAAAGCGUGGCGGCGAGUGAAUAAUGAGACAAAAUCAUCAAUUAGUGAAAGUGACAAAUUUCGUGCUCUAUCUGGCGUUGGUCCUGCCGGUGGGGACACUGGUGGGGCAGCACGGCAAUACGGUCCAGGCUGAAGCCAGCGAGAGCCAUUCGACCGGAAAGGGAGCGGAGUUUUUGCCAUCAAGUGGGAACUCGGUGCUCGGAGGAGGCGGUGGCGGAACAGGAGGCCAUGGAAAGGGAUACUAUCGAGGCCCUCCGCACUGCAAACCGCACACAUUCAGUUCAAUCCAGCUGCGGAACGGCAGCAUUGCACCGUCCCACAAGCGCUCGGGAGUUUUCCCGUCGGCCACCUGCGAACUGUACGAAUUCAUCGGGCAAGGUGUUGAGCGGAUCCAGAUUGUUUUCUCCGAGUUUCGACUGCCCUCCAAGCAGGAACCGAACGAAUGCGGCGAGACGGAUAUUCUGAUGGUAUUCUUCCACAUCGACGGACGGGACGAAGUGGUGGAAACUCUCUGCGGAGAUACCCUCCCGAAGCCAAUCCUCUCCAGCGGUCCCCGGCUCCUGUUGGAGUUCCGCAGCACCUUCAACAACACGGACAACAAAGGAUUCACCGCGGAUUUCAUUUUUCUGACCAAUUUCGGUAUUUCCACGGGAUACCAGCCGAGUCCAUCGGAGUGCAACUUUUACUACUUCAAGAAUGCGUCGAACCAGGGCUGGAUCCAAUCGCCCAACUUUCCCGGUGCAUAUCCAAGGAACAUUCGCUGCAAUUACUACUUCUACGGUGAUCCGCUCGAUUAUGUCCUGAUCCGGUUCACCUAUUUCGACAUCGAGGGAGUUGCUCCCUGCGACGAAGACUCCGCCAGCGAUUACGUGGAGUUUUCCAACUUUAACACCCGCGAUCGCAAGUACCCCUUCUACUGUGGGCCGCGGCGUGAUCUGAUCGCCCGCUCGGAUGGGCGAUUCUUCCGCGUCACCAUGGUGUCCAACGAUCGGCUGGAUGGCACCGGGUUCCGGGCGCUGUACGCCUUCGAGAGCACGCUGAACAUGAUCGGGCCGGGCAGCGGGGUGAUCGGCAGCGGAGGCAUCUACGGCGUGGGUGUCGUCGGCGCCGCCGGGGUUCCCUUCAUUCCCGGUCAUUACCAGGCGGCGACGUCAUCGACGACGGAGCGGAAUGUCGCGGCGUCGGUGGCGAAGGUUACCAGCGGGAAGCGCGGCGCCGGAAUGCUCGCCGUCAACGGCGCUCGGAUAGCCUUCCACGGCGACGCUUCGGUGCUGCUUCUGACAGGUGUUGCGCUGUUGCUGUUCCAUCUGCUACCGUCGCUGCUCGGAUCGCAGUUGGCCGCCGCUAAUCCACCACCCAUGCCGCCCAUCCUAGUAGCCUGACGGCGUCGGCGAUGAACGAGUGGAGCAGCAUCCAGGCAACGAGCAGCGGUGAUGCCGGCGGCGACGAGGAAAUGUGUUUACUACGGUGACAGCCACGCUUCCCCCUUGGGGGGAAAUGCCACACCAGUUGUAUAAAUACGGGCGUUCGUCAUCUGUCGCUUCGCGUCGCGUCGUUCAGCGCUGAGCGAUUCCGCUUGGAAGCUGGAUGCCAGAAUUCCGAGUACCAGCCAUCCCUGCCUGUUGAACCGGCGAGAAACAUCAGUCAAGCUGCUUAGAGUUGGGGAGUUAUAAGAGUAAAUAAUUAAAGUGUCGGUCUGACGAAAGGGAAGCGAAAUCCGGCUGAGGCAGGGCGCAGAAGUUUGGUAAGCUCUUUCAAGUCGGAGGUAUUCCCGUGCAAGGAGGACUUUUUUUUACGAGAAACAUUCAUUAGAUUCACGAACCGCAAAAGCACACAAAGUAUUCCCCCGACGACGACGGUAGAAUCACAGAUAAGCAGAUGUAGCUCUGAGCAGAAAAAACUACGAAAAUGCAGGCUAUUUGCAUUCUAGGUAAACUACCGCCAUCUCGUUGUCAAAAUUGCACAAAACACUGUCUACUAUGUGUCACACUCUGACUAGCUACAUAAUUGAACGCAGACACCGCUGGUACAGCAUUCGGUGAGUUCUCUUACACACCUCGACCAAUUUAAGCAAGCUACGUCUGUUUAUCUAUGAUGGAAAUUAUAAUUGUACAUACACACCAGCGCCCCCGAACGGCAACGACGGCGGUGACGACAGGAGAAAAUCCAAUUUUGUCCCUUUGAUCAUGACCUACUUGAUUGUGAUAGCGACGAGAAACUAUACGUGUGGAAAAAUGUUCGUUCCCUUCUACCUAUGUUCCAAAGUAGUACACACUGCACACUGUAUGAGCCAGCUAGCAGCAGUAGCAGUUUAAUGUGAGAGAAUAAUCAAACCCGAAAAAAAUAGCGGACGAGACAACGCUAGAAUGCGAAAUCAAAUAAAGGAACUAAAAGAGGCCGCGGAAAUUGGUCGCCUGUGGCAACAAAACUCCGAGAAAGCCAAAAACU